Ochotona princeps (American pika) is the source of this 2235-nucleotide messenger RNA. RefSeq names its product stearoyl-CoA desaturase 5 (gene SCD5). Bases 255 to 1256 code for a protein of 333 amino acids. The record is from RefSeq and is a predicted model, not a curated record. Gene Ontology annotation, biological process: lipid metabolic process. Lineage: Eukaryota; Metazoa; Chordata; Mammalia; Lagomorpha; Ochotonidae. The transcript is spliced from 5 exons. Gene Ontology annotation, molecular function: oxidoreductase activity, acting on paired donors, with oxidation of a pair of donors resulting in the reduction of molecular oxygen to two molecules of water.
CCCCCCGCGCGCCUCCUCCUGUUCCCCGCCAGUUCGGCCCCGCAGUGCCUAGGGAAGGAAUCAGCAACAGAUGCCGACUAGCCCCUCGGGCAGCCCCAGGCCGCUGUGAGCCGCGGCACGCGGGCGGAGAGAGUCGCGGAGCCGUGCCGCGAAGGCGAGCGGGGGACGCUGCGGGGCAGCCCGGCUGAAAAGCGAGACCCCCUUGGUCCCAUCUUAGUGUCGCCCUCAGACUAAGCGCUCAGCUUGUCCCAGCCAUGCCGGGUCCGGCUGCCGACGUGGAACAGACUCCGUUCUGCGAUGCCGAGGAGGCGCUCCGGGUGCGAGCCGGCGGUGACGGCGACAGCCACGGCUUGGAGAAGCCGCAGGCUCGCGGGCAGCGGCGGCAGCAGCAGGACAUCAUCUGGAGGAACGUGUUCUUGAUGAGCCUGCUGCACCUCGGGGCCUUGUACUCGCUGCUGCUCAUCCCCAAAGCCAAGCCGCUGACUCUGCUCUGGAGCUACUUCUGCUUCCUGACCACCGCGCUGGGCGUGACUGCUGGAGCCCACCGCUUGUGGAGCCACAGGUCCUACAAGGCCAAGCUGCCUCUGAGGAUAUUCCUGGCCGCUGCCAACUCCAUGGCUUUCCAGAAUGACAUCUUCCAGUGGUCCAGAGAUCACCGGGCCCACCACAAGUACUCGGAGACGGACGCCGACCCCCACAACUCCCGCCGCGGCUUCUUCUUCUCCCACAUCGGCUGGCUGUUGGUGCGAAAGCAUCCAGACGUCAUCGAGAAGGGCAGUAAGAUUGACAUUACAGACUUGCUUGCCGACCCUGUGGUCCUGUUCCAGAGAAAGUACUAUAAGCUCACCGUGGUGCUCAUGUGUUUCGUGGUGCCCACGCUGGUGCCCUGGUUCAUCUGGGGAGAGAGCCUGUGGAAUUCCUACUUUCUGGCCUCCAUCCUCCGCUACACCAUCUCCCUCAACAGCACCUGGCUGGUCAACAGCGCCGCUCACAUGUAUGGAAACCGGCCCUAUGACAAGCACAUCAACCCUCGGCAGAACCCACUUGUUACUCUGGGAACCAUCGGUGAAGGCUUCCACAACUACCAUCACACCUUUCCCUUUGACUACUCCGCAAGUGAACUUGGCUUAAAUUUCAACCCAACCACCUGGUUCAUUGACUUCAUGUGUUUGCUGGGCCUGGCCACUGACCGCAAAUGGGCCACCAAGCCCAUGAUUGAGGCCCGGAAAGCCAGAACUGGAGAUGGCAGUGCCUGACUUGGAAGUACCGCCCGACACACAUGCCCUUGUCCUCUGGGUUCAUGGCUUUGUUACUGUAGUUCUCUCCCUGAUUGGAUCAUUAGGAGAGAGUAGAGGGUGAGGAGGAAUAGGAUGAUGUAUAUGCUCUGAGAUUUUUUGUUGGUCUCCAAAUAAUGGUAAAAUACAAUUAUCAAUAAAAACCUGAAAUCAGUAUUAGUUCUAUGAUUUAACAUUAGGAUGUGGACAUGUAAUCUAAUUGCUGUAACUAUAUUAUCUCAAAUAUACAUUUAUAUUGCUUGUACUCGAUGUUAACCUUGACAGGAUGAAGGAAUUCAAUAUUCUUUCCAUGUGACUUGGGAGAACAUUAAUUUCUUUUCUCCCAGUUAGCCAACAUUGCUUUGGAACACAUGGUCUGAAGGACCAAGAGGUAGGAUGGGGCACGGAAGAGGGCUCUGCACGGUGACGAAGACUGCUUCUGUCUUGUCAUUAUCCCAUCUAUGGUUUUUUGUUUGAGUGGGAGGAUCAAAAACUUAAAAAGAAAAUGUGGAAAAUGAUCCUUGUAAGUUUUUUGUUGCCCUGUUUACGGCUUGUUAAUAUUUCACUGUCUUGCCUUAGAUUUGUUCACCACCCAUUUAAUUUUGUACCCCAAACCAUACACCUAUAAGUUAAUGCCUGUUUAAAUGUCUGAUUUUCUUCUCUUUCUCUAUUAUCAUUUUAAAAGUAUGUAUCUCACACAUCAAAAUUAAACUCUAAUUAAACUCUCAUGUAAAUGUUCAGAUACCUAAUUUAUAUUCUAAUUGAUCCCAGCCACCAAUGCAUGUACUUUAGCUAUUUCUGCUAAGUAAGUGUAUUAAUUUUCCAUCUGAGAAUAUGAGGGUCUAACAACUGACAAUUUUCUAGAACUCUGACAUAUCUGCUAAUGGCUCCUCUGCAUGCGGCCUUCAUUGAUUUUGUAGUAAAUUAUAAAGUGAUCAUUAUGUAGCUUCUGGAUCAAAAA